UUUUUUAAAAUUUUUGACAUAAAUAAGUAUCUUACAAAUGCAAUUUCUGAUCUAUAAAGUUGCGAAAGUCACAAAGAAUUCGCUUCAGUGGAUUAAAUGAUAUCGCGGGUUCAGUCACACAACAAAAAAAAAAACACAUCGUUGUGAAACCAAUGUCUUCUCAAUUCCGGGUAGAAGUUAAUAAAUAAAUAGUGACUAAAUUUAAUACAUACAGCUAAUUGUUUACUAUUAUUUUCGCAGAUAAAAAAUGAAACUUUUGGGUAUUUUAAUAUCAUUUGCAUUGGUUGGACAUGUUUUGGCCACCAAAUACGAUAAAUAUGUCCAGGAGGUUCUCAUAACCAACAAACAAAUCAAGCGUGCAAAAAAUUUCAUGCCAAGAAUAAUUAAAAAUUUAGUCGAGAACGUUGAUAAAUAUCAAAUGGAGGCAAUAGCUUUUAUGGUGGGAGUGCCAGAGAAUAUUGAUUGUGCGUUGCAAGCACCAGAUAAUGAAUCCUGUUCUGAUGAUGAUAGUAUUGAUGAUUAUUCGAAAGAAGCAGGCUUUAGUCAAAAUAAUAUUCCAGAUCUAAAUAUUUAUCCGUCUACUGAUUCCGAAGAAGAUAGUGAUAAUCCAGAUUCUAAACAUAAAAUCAUUAUACAUUUCGAAGUUAAGUUAAAGUACCAGAAAAUGAUGCAAUCAGCAAUAAGCGCUGGGACAGAUCCAAAUCAAAUUGAAAGUCUAGAUCUAAAUCAUCCGCCUAAUGAUCCCGAAAAAGGACGUGUCGAAGCACCUAAAGUAAAAUUAGAAAAUUUAGCCAGUCUUUUAGAAGAGAGAAGACAACAUACUUCAGCAGCUCAGAGAAAUAAAAUCAUUCAUGCGCAAUCAGUCCUGACUUUUUUGGGAAGUGAAAGAAGAAAAUUGACUUUAGAAGCUAUAACAUCAUUAAUUCGUCAAAACGAUCCACUUUUUAAGAAUUUGAAAAUGAUGUGUCGUUUAGUAGGAGCAUUCCAUACUAUUAAAGAUCCACAAGCAUACAUCCACUAUGCUGAUGUUGACGGACAUUUUUGCGUUAUAAUUGAUAUAAUGUACAUUGAAGCUCACGUAUAUAAGUUCUUUGGUGGUGUAUUUUGGAAAGUAGAACCUGAUCGUUUCAAUCCUGCUCAACUUUGGACAUUUUUAUCUGAAUUAUAAUUUUAACUUAUUUUAUAGUGAUAUUGUUGUUUUGUUUAAACAAUAUUUUCAUACCACACU
This is a messenger RNA of Adelges cooleyi (spruce gall adelgid), 1228 nucleotides long. RefSeq lists its product as uncharacterized. The coding region runs from base 248 to 1168 and encodes 306 amino acids. Lineage: Eukaryota; Metazoa; Arthropoda; Insecta; Hemiptera; Adelgidae. The record is from RefSeq and is a predicted model, not a curated record. The transcript has 16 exons.